UGGCAGUCUUCAGAAUGCGCUUAUCACUGUAUUAAUUCAACAAAAAUUAUAGCGGAACCAUGCGAUCCUACGAUCAAUCGUCCUAUUUAUUUUGAGAGCGUCCUGUUGAUACUGCUGUCGGUUUGUGUAUUCAAUUCGUUUCUUGCCCUGGAAAAAAUACUACUCUCGUUGAUGCUGUGCUUAGUUGCAUUGAUAAUGCUCUGGAUCACAGCGUUCCCAGGUUAUACCAGUCAACCGGUUGGAUACUGGGACGUUCGGAAUGUGCCUGAUGAGAACGUACCAUUUGUUGAUCGAAUGGAAAUGCUCUGCAGUGAUUUGCGAAUUUUUUUCACGUUUGUGAUCCUAUUCGCAUUUGUUCUGACAGUAAUCCAGAGCCGCAGAUCGGAGCUUAUUGCACGUUUCGAUUUCAUCUGGAAGCUCCAGGCACUGGAUGAGGGCCGUGAAAUGGAGAAAAAGCAUUCACAAAAUCGAGCCGUCCUCGAGAAUAUCCUGCCAGCGCAUGUUGCUGAACAUUUCCUCAAAGAGAAUCCUCUUCAAAGGACAGAACUGUAUUCGGAAGGUCGAGAUAAUGCAGCCAUAGUGUUCAUUACAAUAACCGAUUUUGACAAGUUCUAUAUGGAACUUGAUGCGAACAAUGAAGGCCAGCUAAGUCGCGAAGAAUUCAAAUGUAUCGAAAAGAUCAAGACGAUCUCGACUACAUAUAUGGCUGCAUCGGGUCUGUUCGGUGAGGUAACCGAUAACUCGCAUGUUGUGGCGGUAACUCGCUUUGCUAUUCGACUUCUCGCACUCAUACAGUACAUCAACGAACAUUCAUUCAACAGUUUCAAUCUCAGGAUAGGUAUAAACGUUGGCCCGGUAGUAGCGGGAGUAAUUGGCGUCAAGAAACCGCAUUACGAUAUCUGGGGUAACUCGGUGAACGUUGCAAGCAGGAUGGACAGUUCUGGCGUCGCCGGCAGAAUACAGGUACUAAUCACUGACAAUUUGUUACUUUUUUGUCUUAGAAGUUUUAAAAAAACUGUUAUUUCACUGCUGCUUCAAGAAGUUAUUUCUUUGGUAUGUAUUUCUUAUAAAUAA
Molecule: messenger RNA, 1074 nt
Organism: Gongylonema pulchrum
Lineage: Eukaryota; Metazoa; Nematoda; Chromadorea; Rhabditida; Gongylonematidae
Source: the annotation of a GenBank genome assembly